AAAUAUUGUUGCCACGAAAGGUCGUCAAUGUAAUCUUACAGAAAUUUAUUGGUAGUUGCUAUGGCAUGAUUUUUUAAUGACCGCUGAUGAAUAUUGAAGAUAAUUUCAUUUUUGUUUUCGCAUCUAUAAACGAACGUUGCUUUGAUAUCAAAGCCAAUAGAAAAUAUGUCUGUUUCGUAUUCUUCGAAUAAGCUGAGGGUUCCACCCGGAUUUCAAGCUUUGUUGGAAGGAGUUGCACGAGAGGUUCUAAGAGAACAGCCACGCGAUUGUGUGAAUUUUUGUGCAAAAUAUUUUAGAAAUUUAGUUGAGCAACGUGAACUAACUGGCCAAGAUGAUGCAAAGCGCUCAAAUGUUUUGGAACAAUUGAAUGAUGGGAAAAAUAUUGAUCUUGAUUUCAAUGAUCCAGCAUUGAGUAAUGCAGCUGUUAAAAUUCAAUCUCAAUUUCGUGGUUAUAAAACAAGAAAAGAAUUUGAUGAAAUGAAGAAAGAAAAUGUGAGCUCCUAUGUUGAUGUUGAUGAUCCCAAGCAACAAAAGGCUGCUAUUGUUAUACAGGCUGGUUAUCGUGGGCAUAAGGUGCGCUCUGAGCAAAAGAAUGCAUCAAAAUCAAUCCAGGUAGGUUAUAAUGAUUCUAAAACAAAAACUGAAGCAACUGACAAGGUGCAAGAGGAUUUUGAUGUAAACAAGACUGAGAUUCAACAUGCUGCUACUGUCAUUCAAGCUGGUUACCGUGGCUAUAAAUCCAGGCAAGAGGUUGCUAUGUUACAAAAAAUUAAGUCCAAAGGGGAACAUCUUGAGGCAAAGGAAGCAGGUCAUGAAGGACAUCAGGAACAUAUAGAGGCAAAGGAAGUAGGUCAUGAAGGACCUCUGGAAAAUAUAGAGGCAAAAGAAGCAGAUCAUGAGGAACAUGAGAAAUGUGAAGGACAUACAGAGACAAAGGAAGCAGGUUAUGAGGUACAUCAAGAAUACUCAGAAGCCAAGGAAGCAGGUCAUGAAGGACAUCUUGAACACAAGGAGGCUAAGGAAGCAGGUUAUGAGGAAUAUCAGGAGCAUAUAGCAACAAAUGAGGUGGAUGGUGAAAUUGGUUUAAAUGAUGAAGAGCUUGAAAAUGUUGAAAAUUUUCGAACUGACUAUUGUGAGGAUGUGCAUUUGGGAGAAAUUAAAAAAGAAGAAAUAGACGUAGAUUUUACAGAUCCAGAGGUUCAAAAUGCUGUUAUCACUCUUCAAGCUGGUUUUCGUGGUUUUAAAGCGAGAAAAGAACUAAAAGGAGCACAAGAGCUGGAAGAUGUUGAUGUAAAUGUCGAUGAUCUUGAAAAGCAAAAUGCCGCUACCAAAAUUCAAGCUGGAUUUCGAGGACAUUUAGCAAGAAAGCAACUGAAAUCACGUGAAGAGACAAGUGAAGAAAUUGAUACUCUUACAAACGAUCAAGAAAACGAAGCAGCCGUGAAAAUUCAAGCCAGUUUCCGUGGACAUAUGGUGCGUAAAAGUUUACAGCAGUAACGCAUCUUGUCGUUUUCGUAGGAAACUUUAAGAAACUUAAAGAUUGCAUGCUGUGAAAAUCUAAUUGUGUUGGGCAUAUUUUAACUUGUAGUCAUAUAAUUGUAAAAUUAUAUAAUAUAUGAAAUGAACACAUAAAAAUAAAAUACAAACAUUACAUGUGAGGAAUAUAAAUAAUAGUUAGCUACCUUUAUUAUUUGUAUGAAAACCUAUUAGUGUAAAAUUUUAAGAAAUCUAUUCGAAUUCCCAUA
Molecule: messenger RNA, 1745 nt
Organism: Xenia sp. Carnegie-2017
Lineage: Eukaryota; Metazoa; Cnidaria; Anthozoa; Malacalcyonacea; Xeniidae
Product: abnormal spindle-like microcephaly-associated protein homolog
Exons: 4
Coding region: 166-1497 (443 amino acids)
Molecular function (GO): calmodulin binding
Source: RefSeq, a predicted model, not a curated record